This is a messenger RNA of Chanos chanos (milkfish), 1446 nucleotides long. RefSeq names its product programmed cell death 1 ligand 1. Bases 1 to 1446 code for a protein of 481 amino acids. The transcript has 7 exons. Gene Ontology annotation, cellular component: external side of plasma membrane. NCBI's taxonomy places the organism in Eukaryota, Metazoa, Chordata, Actinopteri, Gonorynchiformes, Chanidae. Gene Ontology annotation, biological process: T cell costimulation; cell surface receptor signaling pathway; immune response. The record is from RefSeq and is a predicted model, not a curated record.
AUGAAGAGACAGUUUCUUUUAUUAAUGCAGCUUGUCACAUGGCCUGCUGUACCAGCUCUUUUUACAGUAGAGGUGGGUAAGCAGGUGUAUGAGGCAGAGCUCCACACUAAUGUGACAAUGGUGUGCACAUUUCCGCCUGGCACUGGGGACUCCAACUUGUCUGUCAUCUGGCGUCGUAUGAGUCCCUUGCCUGACCUGAACGUCUACCGGCUGGAGAACGGCCAAGAGAAGCACGACUACCCAAGUGCCCAUUUCAGUGGUAGGGCCAGCCUGAUUAAUCAGAAGCUGAAAACGGGCCAGGCAGUUUUGCAGCUGUCUAAUGUCAGGAUUAGUGAUUCUGGCAGUUACCGCUGCAUUGUGAAGAGAGAUGAUGUGGAUUAUAAACAGACAACGCUCAUUGUCAAAGCCUCCUACACACCAGUGAAGAAGAGCAUCAGGAGGACUGGAGGAGAGGUGGAAUUAUCUUGUGAAUCCGAGGGAUUCCCAAUGGCUAAGGUGGUCUGGACAGUUCUGCAUGGCACUGAUCAGAUGUUCAGGAAUAGCUCCAACAGCACAUUCGUCAAGACCCAAGACGAACGCUUUUCAGUCACCAGCACAAUAACUGUGACGCACGAUGUCCUCAGCAACUACACUUGCACCUUCCAUGUGGAAGAUCAGGCAAAAGUAUCGGCCACUUUCGUCAUGCCAGAGGAAAUUCCUGAAAAGAGGACAGUGUCUAUGGCACCUGCGAUAGGAUUUGGUACUUUACUGGUGUUGCUGGUGGUCAUUGGAAUAUCAAUAUUCCUGCGCUACAGACAAAAAGGUUUACCCUCAGAAUCUACUAGCAAAGCUCAGACAUACUGUGUAGCCUCAGAAGUGAAAGAUGAAAAAGUGGAAAAUCUGAGGGCAGCUUUGAAAGAACAGUAUGUGCCACUCAGCAUGGAAGAAGACGCGAAGUUCCGCAAAGAAGUGCUCCCACACACAUUUCACAGCAGAGAUGGUCAGACUGAGAACAUCCACUCCUUGCUGCCAGAAGAGGGGGAAACAGUUCUCCUGGAGGGUGAGGCAGGAAGGGGAAAGAGUGUUGUAGCCCAAAGGUUGGCUUCUCUCUGGGCUCAGGAUUUGCCAUCAGACCCCUACAACCUCCAGAUCCUUCAGGCAGUUCUGGUUGUAAACUGUACCGGAGCAACUGGUGACCUUUUCCAAAAUGUGACAUCACAAAUCCAAAGUCCAACAUUUGCAGUGGAUGACCUGCGGGAGGUCCUGAUGGGACCGGUCCAGAGUCUGCUAAUUUUAGACGGAUACAGAGAAGGGGACAGAGAAAUGGAUGAUUCCCUUCAGACAUUUCUGAAAAAUAGACAGGCAUGCAGGGUGUUGAUCAUAGCAUGUUCAGAAGAGUGUCCCAUCACUGGGGAGAUUGUUAGCAAAGUACUGAAAAUUUCACCAAGGUCGAUAGAGGCCUUAUGA